AUGGAGGAGAGGAGGGCGCUGGCGCCGUGGUUGCGGCCGAGAACGCCCCCCUGCUGCCCACGGCUGCGGCAGCUGCUGGGAGUCGCGGGGUCGUUGGCGCUGCUGCUGUACCUCCUGGCGGUCGGGCUGGUGCUGCUCGUCGUGCAGCUGCUGGGCCAGCUGGUGGGCCUGCUGAUGGUGCCCGCGCUGAGGAGCUUCGGGUACGUGGUGGAGUACGCGUACUCCCUCAGGGUCUGCAGGCUCCACGUGGCGAUCGAGCGGUUCGUGCAGCGCCGCAUCUCGCGGCGGCCGUACCACAGCAGGUGUCUGGACCUGCGGGCUCGGCUCGACCUGGAGGCGGGCGGCGCCUGUUUCGUGCACCCCGUGCCAUGCCUGACGAACAACUACGCGUAUCUGCUCGUCGACGCCCCGAAGGGGGCGGAAGGGGAGCGCAGGCACGACAAGUCUGGCCUGAGGUGCUGCUUGGUCGACCCCUGCGAUGCGGCCGCCGUCAUAGAGUUGGUGGAAGCCCUCAGCACGGGUCUCUACGCCGCGUUCGGUGGAUUGGUUCUCGAGGCUGUGCUGUGCACGCACAAGCACUGGGACCACGCGGGCGGCAACACUGAGCUGCGCUCGUGGGCCGCGUCGGCACGCAGCCGCACUUCCGCCGCACGGCGGCCAGGAGGGGACGAAGGGACCGAGCCUCUGGCACACCUCCGUUACACCGAGGAGCUGAGGGUCUAUGGCGGCUUUGACGACAGUAUACCUGGCCGCACGCAUGCGGUGGAGAGUGGGCAAAGGUUCCACGCCGCGGGGCUCGAGUUCGAGGCCCUGGCCACUCCUGGGCACACUGCGGGCAGCAUGGCCUUCUGCGUGCGCGGGCUCGCGGGCGGCGCGGGCGCAGCGGAGGCGCUGUUCACCGGCGACUGUCUGUUCUCUGGCGGCUGCGGCGCCCCUUUCGAGGGCUCGGAGCUGGACAUGCAGCAUUGCUUCGGGAGCAUCCUGCAGAGGUGCGACCCGCGCCACACGCUGCUCUUCCCAGGGCACGAGUACACUUCGAUGUUGCUGGACGACGCGGUGGAGAGGGCGCAGUCGGGCGCACUCUUCGAAGUGCCACCGGGGCAUUUCCUCUCCCUGUGCGGAGACUGCUACCUGGUCGCGCACCGCAGGAGGCUCCACGACAAGUUGCCCACCGUGCCAUGCACCCUGGCUGGGGAACUGCAGGUGAACCCGAUGUUCGCAGCGCUCCGGGGGCGCGCGGACACGCUCGUGGAGGCGGCAGAGCGCUUGCAGGGCUGGCAGGCCACCCAGGGGCAGGGCGCCGAUGAGCCCGUCCAAGUGCUUCCGAGCCUCGGGGACAGCGCCGCGGCGCCGCCGCCGCCGCUGGCCUCGGCGCCAGAGGAGCUCGGCGAGAAGGUCAAGCGGAAGGCACGGCCGCGGGAGGCGCGCGGCGCGGCCGCCGCCGCGCCGCGACGCGCCGCGGCGGUGGAGAGGCCGAUGCCCGUCCACCUCGCAGUCUCCGAGGAGGCGGCGCCACCGCCGCCAGCCAGGGAGGAGGCAGGCGAGCCCACCGUCGGCGCAGGCCUCGCUCACCUGAGCGGGCGCGAGCCCUGCUUCGCCUUCCUCUACCGCGGCGAGCUGGAAGAGCUGCGCCAGGAGCUGCGCGCUGGGAACCUGGGCGGCCCAGAGGCGGCAGACAGGCUCCUCGAGCUCGAGCGGCGCGUGUUCCAGGCCCCGCUGCUGACGUGCGCAGCCGACGCCUUCGACGACGACGGCCUCCCCGAUGACGAUCCUCUGGCGGAAGGCGCCACCGCGCCAGCGGUCGCCGACACCGAGCAGCCCGCCGCAGCAGAGACGGCCGCGCCCGCGGACCCCGACGCGCCACCGGGCACCCCCGCGCUGCGGCGCGAAGUGUCGCAGGCUCUGCGCGUGCUCGGGGCGCCCUCCGCAGUGGCCCUAGGCAGGAAGGCCCCCUGCCGGGAGGACCGGAUACCCAUCUACCCUGCCCCGCCUGAUGCUCGGCAUGCGGCGCCUGUGCACCGAGGGCUGCCCCCGCAGCGACGCGGCGCUGGCGCUGAGCGGACGCUCGCGGCCGCCGCGGACGCCGCGCAGGCGGACGCCGCGCAGGCGGACGCCGCGCAGGCGGACGCCGCGGGCGCCGCGAGCGCCGCCGCGGACGGCGCGGCGCUGCUGCCGCUGGCCGCCGCGCUCGACGCGCUCUGCCCGCUGCCGCCCCGCCGCCAGCGCGGCACCGGCGACGCCGCCGGCCAGGCGGACCAGCCAGAGCAGCCAGAGCAGCACGAGGACAUUGGAGCGGGCUGCAAGUACUCCGCUAGAGGUGCGGCCAGGCCCGUGCCGGGCGCCUGCCGCGUUGCAGGAUCCGCUGUGAACCCGAGGUGCCAACUCGUCUUCGAGCGGCCGCCCACAUAA
Messenger RNA from Prorocentrum cordatum, 2409 nucleotides. NCBI's taxonomy places the organism in Eukaryota, Dinophyceae, Prorocentrales, Prorocentraceae. The record is from the annotation of a GenBank genome assembly.